ACCGUGUACGUGGGCCAAUAAAACAAUCAAAUAAUCUUGAGCCCCGAAUCGGACAGUAUCUAAACCGACCCGACUUAGCUCCAUCUCUCUUCAUCACUUCCCCUAAAACCCUUCCACCAAUUCCCCUGCCCCGUGUGCUCUCAACCUCUCAGUAGUUGGGUAUUUUGAUUGCAUAUCACAAUGAGAAUAGAAAAGUGCUGGUUCUGUUCUUCCCAGGUAUACCCUGGCCAUGGAAUCCAGUUUGUUCGUAAUGAUGCGAAGAUUUUUAGAUUUUGUAGAUCCAAAUGUCACAAGAACUUUAAAAUGAAGAGGAAUCCUCGCAAGGUUCAGUGGACCAAAUCUUAUCGAAAACUGCAUGGAAAGGAUAUGACACAGGACUCUACUUUUGAGUUUGAGAGGAAGCGAAAUAGGCCGGAAAGAUAUGACAGGACUCUUGCUGAGAAGACAUUGAGUGCAAUUAAGACUAUUGACAAGGUCCGAACUUCGAGAUCUGAGAGUCAUAUCAAGAACAGGAUGAAGGGGAAUACACGCAGAGAGCACGACAAAGCACGGAAAGAACUGGAACAGAGCAUCCACUUGGUCAAGGAUCCCCUUUCUCUCAAAGAAGAUCCUGCACUCGUUUUACCAAAGCUCAAAGUCAAGACUUCACAGCCACAAGAAGAAAAUCUCGCGAUGGAAGAGUAAUUUGUCCAAUAUGGCUGAAUAUAUUCACUUACAUUUUUGUAGUAGCCUUUUGACAGAACCUGUUAUGCUUUAAGCACUGUGGAUUUGUUAAUCUGAAGUUUUUGUUGACACACUGGCCAUUCUAGCAGUUGUUUUCUUUUUGUUUUGUUUAUACGGAAUAUUUAUUACUGUUGUAUUAAUUUUUGUUGAUUAAAUUAAAUGAACUUUACUCCAA
This is a messenger RNA of Spinacia oleracea (spinach), 898 nucleotides long. Its product is annotated as probable ribosome biogenesis protein RLP24. NCBI's taxonomy places the organism in Eukaryota, Viridiplantae, Streptophyta, Magnoliopsida, Caryophyllales, Amaranthaceae. The transcript has 5 exons. Gene Ontology annotation, biological process: ribosomal large subunit biogenesis. Gene Ontology annotation, molecular function: structural constituent of ribosome. Gene Ontology annotation, cellular component: nucleolus. The record is from RefSeq and is a predicted model, not a curated record. The coding region runs from base 181 to 684 and encodes 167 amino acids.